CUCGCUGGGGAAUAAAUGUUUAACUACAGUACCCAGAAUUCAGCUGCAAAGUACACACGUCAACGUAGAUCACAACAAGGAAGUGGAUGCUCAUGGUGCCUGCAUUUCUUGUACUAAUCUUCUUACUGGAGAAUAUGGGACAGUUGGUUUUGUAAAAGACGCACUUAAAGAUUACGUUGAUCUUGGUUUGUACACGUACAACGCCUCGGUCGGGCUUUCUGGAUAUUUAAUUGGGUAUCUACGAAGAUACAAUGGAAUCUCAAUCAGGAGAAUGAAUAGUUGAUAUUUCUUUUCUCCCAUUCAUUCAUCAACGAGACAGCGUCCCCCGUUUUUAUUGGGGGAUUCCACUGGCGUUACGUACAGGUAAUGCUUUUGCGUGGCCUGAAUAUGUUACUGCUUUUCCCACUCCCUUGUAAACAAGCUUGACUGCUGACCCAAUAGACCCAGCUCGGUGUUGACUCUCAAAAUGAGGAUAAUCACCUUCCUCCUAGUCGGACUGACAGUCCACGUGGUUUUCUUCCUUUCGAUCUUUGACAUCUACUUCACCUCUCCCCUGGUCCAUGGCAUGACACCCCAGGCUACACCGCUGGCACCCCCCGCCUCCAGAUUGGUGUUAGUGGUGGCCGAUGGUCUCCGAGCAGACAGUCUCUUCACACUCCUCCCCAACGGCUCAUCCAGGGCUCCAUACUUGAGGAGUGUGAUGGAGGAGAGGGGUACCUGGGGUGUGUCACACACACACGUGCCAACUGAGUCUCGUCCCGGUCAUGUUGCUCUCAUCGCUGGCUUUUAUGAGGAUGUGAGUGCUGUUGCUAAAGGGUGGAAGGAGAAUCCUGUAGAGUUUGACUCGGUGUUUAAUGAGACCAAACACACCUGGUGCUGGGGCAGCCCUGAUAUUCUGCCAAUGUUUGCUAAAGGUGCCAGUGGAGAACAUGUGUAUACUCACACUUAUCCAGCAAAGGAGGAGGACUUUGCCUCCACAGACGCCUCCAGGCUGGACACCUGGGUGUUCACGCAAGUCAAAUCAUUCUUUCAGUCAGCAAAGUCUAACUCCAGUCUGAAGGCCAGUCUGCUCGAGGGUGAGAAUAUCUUUUUUCUACAUCUGCUGGGCAUCGACACAAACGGACAUGCACACAGACCAAUGUCACGGGAGUACCUAGACAAUAUUGGUCUAGUAGACAGUGGCGUAGCUGAACUGGUGUCUGUGGUAGAAGACUUUUUUGGUCAUGACGGCAGAACAGCCUAUGUGUUUACCUCUGAUCAUGGCAUGACAAACUGGGGUUCACACGGUGCAGGCCAUCCUUCUGAGACACUCACCCCUUUAGUGGUGUGGGGAGCCGGAGUUUGUAAUGCCCGCAAAGUCACUGAACCCCAAUCGUUCAACGAUGGCUACCUACAAGAUUGGAAACUGGAGCACCUUCGUAGAGUUGACGUCAAUCAGGCAGACAUCGCCCCCCUCAUGGCUUCUCUCAUCGGUGUGCCCUUUCCUGUUAAUUCAGUUGGUGUGUUACCUCUUCUCUAUCUUAACAACAGUGACCAGUUUAAGGCAGAGAGCAUGUACACCAAUGCUAUUCAAGUACUAGAGCAGUACAAGAUGAAAAUGGCCCAAAAAAAGGAGACAACCUUGUCUUUUCUCUUCACCACAUACCAACCGCUGACUGAGUCAAAACAAGCAGAAUUCAUUCACAAGGCCAGAAUACUGAUUCAGCUGGAGAAGUAUGAAGAUGCUAUCUCUCUGUGCCGAUCUCUGAUAUCCAAUGCCCUGGAGGGCCUGGUCUACUACCACACCUAUGACAGGUUCUUCCUAGGCUGCAGUGUGGUGCUGGGAUUUGUAGGCUGGACCUCAUAUGUUGUUCUAGUCAUACUGAAGACUCAUGCCGGCCUCAACCGACACCCCAGUCUCCUCAAACAGAUUCCCAGCUAUACCCUGGCCAGGGUGUGUAUAUGUGUGACAGUGGUGAUCACUGUGUUCUUGCUUAUCCAAAGGAGCCCCAUCACUUACUAUAUUUACUGCCUACUGCCUGUCCCUGUGUGGUACUCUGUCCUGAAAGAGUCCGAAACUCUAAUAGAUUUGGUUCGCUCAGCUCCCUCUCUGCCCCUGUGGAAAUGUUUUGGCUAUUUUGUGCUGGUGGCGUUUGGGAUCGAGCUACUGGUGGUGAGUUUCUUCCAUCGCGCCAUGCUGACUGUGGGCCUGGCUUUCCUCUCUCUCUGGCCCUUCAUGUCAGGAAUUUUUGGCAAGGCCAAGUUCCGUUCAUUGAGCUGGUUUCUGGGGUGUCUGUGUUUGGCUGCUUUCCCCCUCAUGCCUGUUGUGGGCAGAGAGCCUAACGUACAUCUGGUUACCUGUGCAGGUAUACUUACUCUCUUCACUUUAGCCUGUUACCUCUGGUCAUCAGGACAGAGAACGCCUCUGCACCUCAGUGACAGACAGCAGUUUGUCACCCAGAUGCUCCAUGUGGCAGUGUGUGCGUACGUGCCAUCUCUCACACACUCCAGCCUGCAGCAGAAACAGGGAUUGCCCCUUCUUAAUCAGAUCAUCAGCUGGACCACAUUAGCAUCGUCAAUGCUGGUUCCACUCUUGAGCUCUACACGACUUUUCCACCGACUCCUCAGCAUAUUUCUCUCUCUCAUGGCCACAUAUCUACUGCUCAGCACUGGGUCAGAGGCUUUGUUCCCCCCUGUGUUAUCUUGGUUGAUGUUUGUGUGGAUCAACAUUGAACAGGAAGCGAUGCUCGCUCAGGGUGUCUCUAGCAGACAAGAGCUCUCCACUAUUGAUUUCUCUGCAAACAUUGACAUCACCAAGAUCCGACAGCUGAAGUUGGAUGACAUCAGAAGAUCUUAUUUUUUUGUAUUUUUUAUAAUAACAGCUUUCUUCGGCACAGGGAACAUAGCUUCCAUCAAUAGUUUUGACCCAGCAUCUGUUUAUUGUUUCCUCACUGUCUUCAACCCCUUCAUCAUGGGAGGGCUGAUGAUGUGGAAGGUUAUCAUUCCAUUCAUAAUAGUGAUGUGUACAUUUGAGACCAUCCAAGUUGCAACACAGCUAUCAUCAAGAAGUUUGUUCCUCAUCGUCCUGGUCAUCUCUGACUUGAUGGCUCUGCACUUUUUCUUCCUGGUGCAGGACUACGGCAGCUGGUUAGACAUUGGCACAAGCAUUAGUCAUUAUGUGAUAGUGAUGUCGAUGACCAUCUUCCUGAUGUUGCUCAGUGUGGUCACACACAUUUUCACCUCACAAAGACUCAUUCUGUGGAGGAGAUCUAAGAAGCACUUUCCCUAAGUAAACAUGCUUGUGUGUGCAUGUGGAUGCACACAUACUAGGUCAACCAAAUGUUUAGUAUUUAUUUGACUUUUUUUGUUGAUACUUUUCAUGUAUCAUUUGUCUUAUUAAGCCAGGGUUUGUAUAUAUAUGUUUUAGGACUCAACAUACUGUACAGUGCUGUACAAAUGUCUCAUGCGACUUAGUCAAAUUGUUUUGGAAAUCCCCUCUUAUAUGUCUUUAUUAGCCAAAUGCUUUAACUUUUCCUAUCAAAACUGCUUAAAGGUACCCUGCCACACGUAUUUCAUUACUUUGUGGUAAUGUAUGAAGAUCUAACAUUGAAAAAAUGCUCGGUUUCCAGCGAUUCUGGCAUGGUAUAGAAAGCCUGCAGGAAGACGCAUAAGUUCUCAUUAAUAUUCAACAAGCUAAGCUUGACUUUGAUUGGCUAACAGCUAGCCAAUGAGAACCUUGCUAUCAGGAUCCUUUACCCAGCUCAACUGGAUCACUCCUGCAUCAAGGAGUAAACCUCUAUAUAUGGGGCGCCCGCUCUACUAAUGGAAAUAUCCGGGUGCCUUGGAUAGAUGUUUUUAAUAGGACAAGAUUUUUGCGCUGUACUUUUGGCACUGUAUUCUUUUUUACAAUCAGUCGCUGUUCCAACAUCAUUGUUUUUACAUUAAUCAUUGAUAAAUUUACUAAGGACACUUGCAUUUAUGACUGUAAAUUAUGCCUUUGCCAAGAGUGCUGAUUUAUGAUCUACCCAAAAAAUUGAUAACUACUUUAAGUAUGUAACACUAUAUCCAGUGAAGCUGCCUAAACAUAUCAUUGUUCAGAAGGAAAAGUUAGUUUGUUUUUUGUUUUGUUUUUUAUGUGUUUGUGUGUACUAUGUUUGUACCAAUAAAACUGAGGUGGUGGAAUGGAAACAGGAAUGUCCAUAAAGUGUGUGUUGUACACAGUGUAACUGUAGCCAUUGGGCUUGAGCACACGGUGGCCAACGCUUUGUGUAGUUACAUUUGAAAACUCAUAAAUGUCUGUAAAUAAGAAUGUAGCUGCAAAAAUGGUUACAUUUUAAUAAAAGAU
Molecule: messenger RNA, 4324 nt
Organism: Etheostoma spectabile (orangethroat darter)
Lineage: Eukaryota; Metazoa; Chordata; Actinopteri; Perciformes; Percidae
Gene: pign
Product: phosphatidylinositol glycan anchor biosynthesis, class N
Exons: 29
Coding region: 467-3268 (933 amino acids)
Biological process (GO): GPI anchor biosynthetic process
Cellular component (GO): endoplasmic reticulum membrane
Molecular function (GO): mannose-ethanolamine phosphotransferase activity
Source: RefSeq, a predicted model, not a curated record